AGUGCUGGUUACACAUUACAGUGCAAUAUGACACAUUUUAGAGUGCCUUACCUGUAACAAGAAAUUAUAUUGUGACUAAAAAUACAGAAAAAAAUAUUUGACCAAGUCCCAGUUUCAUGGAAAGGUUUUUAAUAUUUUGUACUAUAAAAAAGAGAAUUUGCACUUAGGAUAUUAAAAAUCACACUUUAAAUGGGAAAUAUGCAUUAUAUUCCUUUUUGUUGUAAUGGUAUGCAAUAAACAUUGCUCCAGUCACUUUGUUGCUAAUUAGUUGGAUAAAAAAGUUAAUUUGAAGGUGCUAGCUGUUUACAAUCACUUACAUCUUAAUUAAAAGUUGAGUGGUUAAAUGAUCCUUAUGCAAAGUAUGGUACAUUUUUUAAUUUAAAAGAAAUUGCAGAUGACAUUAUAAAGCAAACUUAGCUAAUUAAGUGGAGUGUGCUGAGUAAUACUUCCAGAUAACGUUUUGUUGUGUGUUUUUAUGGUCACGUUGUUUUAAGUAAGCAUAUGUAAACAAUAAGAUAAAAAGUUUUCAAAGUAUAAAUAAUACUUUUAUAAUCCUGUAAGGUAUAGUAUGUUAUAUUUUCAGUUUGUAUGUUUUUAGGAAGAAAAAAAAGAUGAGAAUGUAUCACCACAAAGGCUGGUCAUUGUGUCUUCGUUUUGCAUUUGCUAUAAUUGGUAUUUUACUUGGAUUCUCUGGGAGUUUAUGUUUUGCAGUUAUAUACCAGAAUUACCAUUGUUCAGCAUGGGCAUUUGUGUCUGGUGUAUUGGCGUUGACAACACUGGUUUUACAUUUAUCUGUGUGGAAAGACAUAACAUAUUCAAUGGAUCCAAUGACAUUUAGACGUCUGAUGUAUACAGGAAUGAUUUUCUCUGUAUUGGGAACAGGGGCAUUCAUUGGGUAUCUGUGUAAAGGAAUUCUCACACAUGAGUCAGGUGUACAAAUACAUGGAUGGUUUAUUGUGACUGUUUGGGGUUGGAUGACAUGGAAGUGGGGAUUCCUUUUGUUUUGGUAUUCGAAAAAUUAUUAUAAUGCAUUGAUUGAAGUAAUAUCAGAUAUUCUUGCUAUCAAUCAAGAUGAUUAGCUAAAUUUAAUGUAUAAUGUAAUAAACUAAAAUAAUUACCGAUUGCUUAUUUGUACAGUUUAUUAAGAGUCUUUUUUUCUUUCUUAAAUUAACUUAAGUCAUUCUUUAGCACAGCUUGAUAAUUUGAACAUUUACUGUCUCAAACAAACUCAAGGCAACUGGCAUUGUUAACAUGUUUUUCUUGCCUAACUGAAACAUUGGGAAAUUUAAAUAAAAUAUUCUGUUCAAUGUUAAAAAUACAGGGCACAGUUAGCUUCACAGAAAUUUUUAACACAAGGUUUAAUAGCUGUGUGCGUUUGAAAAAUCGCAAGACUUAUUUCGAAGUCAUUGUAGUUGUGAAUUUGUAGAAUUUCAUACUUGUUUAUUUUUGUAUAUUGGAAGUAAUUAUUAUUUACUUGUUAGAUUUAACAUUUAAAAAACAAUACCUUACAUUUUACAACUGAAUACAAUACAAUCCUAGUGAUGAGAAUAUUUUCCUGUAUCAGCCGUUUGUGCUUGCUUUUGGUAGCCAGAAUUGCCAUUCCAUAACCAAUCAAAUUAUUCACCAAAGAAUGUUAAAUAUGCAAUGUCAGAGUCACCUGUGCUUUUUAUUGAGAAAAAGGCAACAGAGCUCUGAGUUUCUUUGGUAUUUAUGUUCCUGUAUGUAAAUUGUUGUUUUAGUUGCAAAAUCUCGUUCACUUACAUUUCUUUUUUACAUUUCUUUUUUUGUAUAUAUAUUUGUAUCCUAAAAACAAGCAGUAAAAUUGCUCAAUCUUUUUUCUAUAUAUUUUUAAAAGAAAAAUGACAAUUUAAUGUAAAUAAAUAACUGUAGUCUUGUUUUGAAUUUUUAACCUUUUUCAAAUCUCUUUUCAUAACUUUCCUAAAUUUAUUUUUGUUUUUUACAUUUCUAUGCUUUGAGAAAAGUGAUUGCAUAUUUAAGCAUAAAAAAAUCUAUAUUAUAAUGCCCGUAUACGUCUUUCCGUCCGUCUGUCUGUCUGUCAUGCAAAAUGAUAGCUUAGCUGCGACGGGCGAACCCGUGGAUUUUUCCACGGGCUAACAACUAGUAAAUAUAUAGUUCAAUAUAUCAGCUUGUUUCAUUUCUGUGAUGGUGUAUCAUUUGAAAAAGUAUUGACUAAAAAUAUAAUUUUUUUUAUAUUAUAUAUUAUGUAUUUUAUUUUUUACUCUUUUUUGGGUAUUAAUUCUCUUUUCAACUUCAAAUAAUACAUAUACAAGUCUUGUGUAAUGUUAGAAACUCAUCUAGGUAGAAUAACAUGUCAAGCAAUGACUCUAAAAGCGUACAAUAAAAUGUUGUCGUACAAUGAA
Hydractinia symbiolongicarpus is the source of this 2381-nucleotide messenger RNA. RefSeq names its product heme transporter hrg1-A-like. NCBI's taxonomy places the organism in Eukaryota, Metazoa, Cnidaria, Hydrozoa, Anthoathecata, Hydractiniidae. Gene Ontology annotation, cellular component: lysosomal membrane; plasma membrane. The transcript is spliced from 2 exons. Gene Ontology annotation, biological process: heme transport. Gene Ontology annotation, molecular function: heme transmembrane transporter activity; heme binding. The coding region runs from base 612 to 1079 and encodes 155 amino acids. The record is from RefSeq and is a predicted model, not a curated record.